This is a messenger RNA of Musca domestica (house fly), 6963 nucleotides long. RefSeq lists its product as uncharacterized. The record is from RefSeq and is a predicted model, not a curated record. The transcript has 5 exons. Bases 16 to 5388 code for a protein of 1790 amino acids. Gene Ontology annotation, molecular function: heme binding; peroxidase activity. Gene Ontology annotation, biological process: response to oxidative stress. NCBI's taxonomy places the organism in Eukaryota, Metazoa, Arthropoda, Insecta, Diptera, Muscidae.
GAAGCACCGACAUGUAUGCCGGCUUCGGAAAGAUAUCGCACCCAUGACGGAACCUGUAACAAUAAACGGCGACCACGUUGGGGUGCGGCCCAAAUGCCCUUCAGUCGUUUUCUUCCUCCCGAAUAUGGUGAUGGUGUUGAUUCUGUGCGUAAGUCAGUUAAUGGCGGAGCAUUGUCUUCAUCGCGGUUUGUCAGUCUUCUGGUACACGGUGCCCGUGAUGGUGAGGCUCCAUUGACGUUAAUGUUGGCUCAGUGGGGUCAAUUGCUGGAUCAUGAUUUAACUUCAACGGCCCAGCCAAGGUCCAUCAAUGGCUCGGUACCAAGUUGCUGUGGCAGCAAGGACUUCCAUCCCUCGUGUUUCCCCAUAAAAGUCCCGCUAGAUGAUCCCUGGCUGUCGUCCCUCAAAGUGCGAUGCUUGGAAUUUUUACGUUCUGCCCCGGCUCAACGCAGAGAUUGUGUUCUCUCAUGGCGUGAACAAACCAAUCAGGCCACCUCCUACAUUGAUGCCUCACCCAUCUAUUCCAACAGUGUCAAGUCCUCGGAUAAUGCCAGGGUGUUCCGUAAUGGUUUGCUGAUUUUUGGUCGUGGCAACCCGAAUGAUGAUGUCUGCCAGAGGGGAGCAAUUGCCACGACAUGUAUAAGGGCUGGUGAUGGUCGCAGUGGUGAACAACCGGGUCUGUUGGCCCUGCAUCAUGUCUGGGUGGGAGAACACAAUCACAUUGCCUUGCGUCUGAGUGAAAUGAAUUUACAUUGGAGUGAUGAGAAAAUCUAUCAGGAGACCAGGCGUAUAAUUGGCGCAAUGUUCCAGCACAUAACCUAUAGGGAAUUUUUACCCAUUAUUUUGGGUAGAGAGGUGGUGAAGCUGUUCGAUUUGGAACUUUUAAAUGCGGGUUAUUAUGAGGGUUAUGACCACAAGACAAAUCCUGGGGUGGCCAAUGCCUUUGCUGCGGCAGCAUUUCGUUUUGGCCACUCUUUGGUCCAAAACUCCUAUAUGCGUUGCGAUCGUUUCCACAAUGUUUUGAGUAACAAUGUAAGUUUGCAUGAGGAAUUUCAGAGAGGUGACAUUGGUUCUGUGGGCUCCUUGCAUCGCCUGAUUCGUGGCAUGGCCAAUCAGAGAGCCUUGCAGCGGGAUGAGUUUAUUACCCCUGAGCUAACCAAUCAUUUGUUCCAGACGCCAGGCUUCCCCUUCGGCCUGGACCUAGCCGCCAUUAACAUCCAACGUGGCCGUGAUCAUGGCAUUCCACCCUACACCCAUUGGCGGGUGCCCUGUGGCCUUUCGCCAAUCAACACCUGGGAGGAAUUCGCCAAUGUUGUGGGCCCCGAAUCAGCCAGACGUAUUAGCCAUGCCUAUCAAAAUGUCCAUGACAUUGAUCUCUUUGUGGGAGGCAUUGCCGAACGCCCAGUUGUGGGAGGCCUGGUGGGUCCAACAUUUGCCUGUAUCAUUGCCCAGCAGUUUAGUAACUCUCGUAAGGGGGAUCGCUUUUGGUAUGAAAAUGGUGGCUUUGAAAGUUCUUUCACCCCAGCCCAGCUGCAUUCCAUACGGCGGGUUACUUUGGCCUCGGUACUUUGCCGUACGGUGGGUGGAGGUACAUUCCAGCCACACAUCUUCCUGCCGCCCAAUAUGCCACAAAAUGAACGUUUACCCUGUGGAGUGGGCCCCUUGGCUGAAUUCGAUUUGGAGCCAUGGCUGGAACAGGAUCCGUUUGCAGCUCGUCCAAAACCAAUACAGUUACCAACACCCGCACCCAUACAAAUUAAGACACCUCCCCCGCCUCCACCAAGACCACAACCUCCACCCAAACUCCCCUUGCAGUUACCACAACCCCCACUGCCGCCACCGGCACAUCCCCCUGCCAUGCCACCCUCGGUAUCACCCAUGCCCACAACCUUCCAACCCCCAGUACUGGAUCGUAUUUUCGAAAUUGUACAGGGUGAGCUACAAAGUAAUGUCCCAAUACCAGAGGAGUUCUUGGCCAACAACAAAGUGGGUUUCCUCAAUCACCCUUCAGCUGUUACCCGUCAUCCUGCCUUUGUGUCACCCACCAGUUCCGGCAGUACCCUGGCUCAACGCUUUAGAAAUACCACCAAAAUUAACGAUAAAUUGGAUUUGAAACGCAAGGGCGUUCAGGCAGGACAUGUUACCAAACAAAAGCCCAUACCGGGGGUCAACAACAAAUUGGAUAAGCACACACGCAAAGGAUCACAUCGUCAUGGUUCGGUACACACCACCACAACGCGCAGGACCAUUGUGGUAAACAAUAUUCCCAUAGAGCUGCGUCAGGCACCGGAGGAGGAGGCUCUGAAUGUUACAAACAGGCGUGAUAAUGACAAAUUGGAAUCUCGUAUCGAAGAAGUGACCUCAGAUGAUGCGGAGUCCGGGGAGGAUAACAAUGUGGAAGAAGAAGAAGAGGAAUUGGAAUCUCGCACAGAGGGUACAACUCCAACAUCGAAUCAAUUAGCCAACGAUAAGUUGGAAUCUCGUUCUGAAGAGUUAACUUCGGAGCAUCGUUUGGAAGAGAGCGAAGAGAGACAAGAGGAGAGAGAGGAUAAUAUGCCUUCAGCAACAGAGAAAAUAGGGGAAGAUGAUCCUGGAAAUUUUGAAUCGCGUACCGGUGAUAUGUCUCUACCGCAUGGAAACUCGAAACCUGAUAAUUCGGAACAGGUGGCUCAUGGCAAGGAUUCUCCAAAGGGUUCAAAUCCCGAGGAUAAUUCGAAUGGCAUUGAAAAGCCCAAUCUUAAUCAAAAUACCAAUAAAGAGGAGGAAGAUUUAAUCCCGGGACCGAAUUUGAAUACAACCUCGGAAAUGGGAUCUGAGACAGGUGAUGGAAUAACAAUAACAAAUACAUCUUCCAUAGAUAAUAAUGACAUUUUAUCAUCCCAUACAGAAGAGCUGACGACCUCAAGUCCGGAAUCGGGCAUUCAACGUAGAUCUGAUGACAUUGAAAUAAUCGAAAGCGAAGAAAAUAAAUUGGAAAAUCCAUUGACGAAUUCCAUAGAAGAAUCAACUGGAAUCAGAACAGAAGAUUCAGGAUCGAAACGAAAUUUUAAAAAUGAUGCAGUACACCAUAACGUCACUGUGGAAAAUCAAGAACGUAAAGAGGAUAGAGUGCGAAACUCAACCCCCAAAAUAAACACUGAGAGGAGGACCACAGGAAUUAACCCUGAAAAAGAUAAUAAAGAUACAAAGAGGGAAGUCCAAGAGGACAAGUCUUCCGAUUCCCAGGGACCACUAAGAGAUGACACUUUCAAGGAAAAUUCCCCAGGAGAUGCGGAAGAUUUUUCUAACACCGGAGAAAAUUUAACUCUUAAAUCCAUUGAUCGCAUGGAUUCCGACAUUUCCCUAAAUUCCAAUGACUCUGACAUAGAUCCAUUGGCAAAUUCCCCCUCCACAGAACAUCGGCGAGUUCAGCGGAAACUAAAUCUGGCCACCACCACUGAAAAAUUAAAGGAUAAACUUAAAUUUGCCACCCUUCAAAGUGUGGUCAAGGCCAAUGCCAGUCAGACCCUAACGAAUAAAACCACCACCACAAAAUUACCCAAACCCUUGCGCACCUCGGAACUUCGACAAUAUCAAAAGCGUCCUGGCUAUUCCAAACCACCACACAAGGUCAUUGUAGGGUCCGGUACUGGGGAUAAUCAAUAUGAGAUUGAAAUCAAUAUUCGGCAGACCAACAAGAGUCCAAGUCCUCUGGAGAGUACCAUUGUCGACUACAGUACAAACUACAAAUCCAAACCCUAUGAUCGCUAUACCAGUAAUUUUGGUGUUUUCCCCAGCACCACACCCUUGUAUGGCUACUAUCAGCCGCCACCGGCCCAGGUGUCUCCCCCGCUGGCCAGUAAUCAAAGGACCAAACCACCCACCAUAAUAUUCCUCAAUGAACACGAUGAACAUGCCUUGGGCUAUACAACCAAGCAACCGGGCUUUGUGCAUAGCAUAGUCAGUUGGAAUUCCGGGGGUUCAAGGCCACUACCACCCAGCGAAAUAGAUCCCAAUGAUAGGCCAGGAUAUGAGGGUGUAUUGUCACGGCCCAUUUUGCCAUCAAACUAUCCAAACAAACGUCCGGCGGCCGCCACAAGUUUCAGCCAAGCCCAAUUGAAUGGCGGAGUGGUUCAGGCCUCCAGCCAGGCCAUAAGCAAUGGACAAUAUGGCAGUAUAACCGGUUUUGCCAGUGCCAAUGGGGCGGAUAGCACCUUCAGCUUUAAUAUUAGACCCAAACCGGAUAAGACACAAAUUAAUCGGCCCACCAUUGAUGGCCUGAACAGCUAUGGUCUUGUUGCAGCCCCUCCAGCUGCCAAGCCAUGGUAUAACGAAAAACCCGAACAAAAUCCCUAUGAAGUUCCACCCCGGGAAUCUAUACCCAGUCCAUUUUCCACCUCCAAUUCCCAAACUUACUACAUAAGGAAAAAGACAAGGCCCCAAUUAAAGGAAGAUUUAUCCUACUAUGGAGAUCCACAACUGGGAGAUUAUGGUUAUCUAAGUCGUACCCGCAAUCCCACUCUAAACAUAAGUGCCUUUGAUGACCCUGACACCGAAAUGGAGGAUGAAAGUGAAUAUGAUUCUGAGGACUAUGGCAGCUCGCCAUUGGUGAGGAAAUUCAACCGAGAUGGUUAUCUAAGGCCGGAACUAAUGUUGGAGAGUUUUAACAAGACCUUGAACACAGAUUUGCCGGCUGAGCCAGCCACCAACAUGACGUUGGAUGACAAUUAUGUACUGCCCGUCAUGAACAGUACCGAAGAUUUACCCACAGAUGAUCCUUUGGAGGAGACGAAUAUUGGUACCACAGCAUUUCCCGAUUCUGAAGGAAAGCAGUUGAAUAAUGACAUAUUUGCCGAUGAUAUGGAGGAGAGCGAAGAGGAGGGAUCGUUUGAUGAUGACGACAUGGAGGGAGACGAGGGAAGCUCUAGUCUCUUGGAAAUACAAAAGCGUUUGAGUCUAUUGAAACAACAUCAGGAGAAAAUUGCAUUUGCCCCGAUUACGGUGUUGACAAAGCCGGAGAGACCUGACAACUGGGUCAUAUACGAAUCGACCAAGGAAGAGGAACCAUUGCCACCGCAAAUACCCGACUUAAAUUUGGAUAGUUCACCCUCAGCUGAAAUACCCAAACCCAUACGGGAAAAUAUUUGGCAUUCACUGGCAAAUGUUAAAAGGAAACGCUUCAGUCAAUUGUUGUCCACGACUCAUAAUUCUUACAACAUAACUGAGACGACUUCAUCAACAAAAAAAAGUUCGGUUUCUGAUACAUCUACGGUUGAAAGUGACGAAAAUGAUACACCGACGCCCAGCACAACAACAACGGAAAUUUUCGAAAACUUAAAUGAAAAUAAUGGCGACAAUAAUUCGGGAGAUAUUUCAACGACUACCGUUGAUGGUUUCGAUGAAAAAAAUUAAAUUAAUUUGACUGUAAUAUUAAGUUUUUUUUAACUCUUAAAUCUGCUAUCAAACGAUAAGUGUUUUACACAUGGUACAAUAACGAGGUAGAACAACUUCGAUAAACUACAGAAAUACAGCCCUGAGGCCAUGGUAGAUGAAUAUAGGUAGACGCAUCGACACAACUGCUGGGACAAUGAACUUUCAAACCAAUUUUGGAAUUGAAAAUGUUGAAUGAAAAAUUAUUUAAAUUUGUAACUAUUAUUGAAAAUCGCGUAUUAUAAUAACCUCCGAAAAAUCUACUUAUAUUUGAAAAAACAUUUCAAUUUUUUGACACAUCAAUGCUCCCAAGAGUUGAUGCAUCUACCUGUAUUCUUCUGCCAUACCUGAGGCUAUGCCCGCUUCUUGUCAUUCUUGUUAAAAAUUAUAUGCAACAAGUUUCCUCACUUAUUUGAUAUUUUCCUUAUUUUUAAAAUGGAUUGAAAAGCGCGAAAAAAAUGAAAUAUCUGAAUUUUCUUUCAAAAAUAUGAUCCAGACUAUUCAAUCUUUCAAUUAUAUGGCCAAACUGCAAUGUACGUUUCUUCCAAUCAUUGAUUUUUGAAAAUAUUUUGUUUUUAUUUUUCAAAACAAUAAAUACAUACAUACACAAAAUUAAUAAAAGUCGGGUACACUUAGUAAAAAAACUAAUCAGCUGGUAGCUCUACUUUACCUUUUUAUUGUACCAUGGUUUUACAUAUGUGUUGUCACUUUCAGUAUCCAUGUGUAUGUCAAAAUUGCCAUUUUCCAUAUGACUCAUAAUUCUUACAUUGUGAUUAUAUUUUAUUUCCCAAAAAAUUAUAAUACUUCAUAUUCACUUUUAAUUUCCAUUUUAAAUAUUUUUUAAUGGCACAGCAACUUAUUUGAUUAAAUUAUAUUUUUCCGAUAAAAAUAGGAAUCGCUGCGAUCGAAAAAGUACAUAUGUACUUUUCUCAUGUAUUUCACAACUGAAAUGUCGCCCAUGUAUCACACGAUGUAUACAACUUCUACAUAUGGAAAAACUGACACUACAUGUGUAAAACCCUUAUCGUCUAAUAGCAGCUUAACGGAGUUAAUGUUUGUGAUCUUCUUUGGUAUUUCUUGCCGUUUUUUGUUGUAUUUAUUAAUUGAUAUAAAAUAUUGUAAUUGUUUUCAACUUCCACUAAAAUAACGAAAAAUCCCUCAAUAUCCUAGUAUUCAAAUUAAAACGCUAUAGAAGGAAGAAUAAAAGCAGAGGAAUGACACUACAUAAACCUGGCUUCCCAUUAUAUUUGAGCUUCCAAUCAUAAUCAAUGAUCCAAUGUUUUAAAGCAUUUUAUAAUUUUUCCAAAUGUGUAAUUUAUAAACCAUGAAAGCAUUUAGUAAAUGAAGAUAACUGUAUUUACAAAUAUCAAUAAUUUUACAUAAGUAUUUCUUAUAUUUACUCAAAUUCGUAUUUAUUUAUUUUAUUUAUUUCCAAAAUUAAGUCUUUGAAUAAAAAACGAUAUAUGUAAUUUCUACUUUUUUUAUUAAAUCUUAUUUUUGAUGUGGCGAUCGUCAUAUUUUGACAGUCCAAAAUGUGAUAAAAAGAAUUAUUGUCCA